AUGGCAGCCCGUUUGCGACGAGCCGAGGAAGAGGAGCAGCAGCUGUGGGAGGAGCCGGCAUGCCCACCCACUCCGAGGUAUAUCGCCGAACCGUGGGUGCCGCCCCAGGAGGAGGCCGUCGUUCGGGCUGCCUCUCCGCCGGGCUGGCUGCCGGAGGUGCCGCGGAACGAGGGGUCGCCGACGAGACCACCCUCACCGGAAGGCGAGGCGCUCCUUCCCCGAUGGCCACCACCGCCGCAACCUGAUACGCCACCACCACCGACGAGGCGCGGCGGGGAAUCUCCCCGAUGGAGACCCGCGCAGCCACCCACGCCGAGGUUCGAACGGCCGCCGGCGGCAGAGUCGCACCUGCGCCGGACACGCCACAGUACCAACCCGGAGACCCGGCGUGAGGUGGCGGCAACAGACGGCUGUCUAGACGUGGCCGGAGGGCCCCGCGGAGAAGAAGCAACGUUGGAUGAGCUCCGGACCUGGGAGGAGACUGGACCUCGGGUGAGCCUGCUGGAUCCUAGGACCCGUGGCCGGCCGGACCUGUGGACCCCGCCGACACCGAGUACGCGACCAUCGACGCCAGGUACUGGGCCAACGACACCGGCAGGGACACGAAACGCGGCGGAGCCUCAGGAGCGGGGGCCGUGGAAAUGGCCGGAACCGACGGGAGGUGGAAGGCCAAGUUUGAAGCGGCAACAUUCGGCGCCCGUGGUGUCCGAAUCGGCGGCGCGUCCUUAG
This is a messenger RNA of Drosophila biarmipes, 729 nucleotides long. Its product is annotated as nascent polypeptide-associated complex subunit alpha, muscle-specific form-like. The transcript is spliced from 2 exons. The coding region runs from base 1 to 729 and encodes 242 amino acids. Lineage: Eukaryota; Metazoa; Arthropoda; Insecta; Diptera; Drosophilidae. The record is from RefSeq and is a predicted model, not a curated record.